AUAAAAUAUGCAUCACCUAAUCAAGCAAACACCCUUUCCUCUCUAUGCUCCUCUACCUAUUUAUACAAACCCCAUCAGAUGCUUUUUGUGAAAACAGAAGCCAAACAGAAGGCAAUAGGAAGAAAAAAAAAUGGCUACUUCUCAUUUUUCAUCUCUAGUAUUCGUAUACGCAUUUCCCUUCCUUUGGUUUGCAGUCACGGAGGGUACAGGUGUAACGAGGCACUACACAUUUGAUAUCAAGUUGCAAAAUGUGACGCGGUUGUGCCAUACGAAGAGCAUGGUUACUGUGAACGGGCUGUUUCCAGGGCCUCGCAUUGAAGCUAGGGAGGGUGACCGUCUUCUCAUAAAAGUAGUUAACCAUGUUCAAAACAAUAUAUCAAUUCACUGGCAUGGCAUUAGGCAGCUCAGGUCCGGAUGGGCCGAUGGGCCUGCAUACAUCACACAAUGCCCAAUACAAACUGGGCAGAGCUAUGUGUACAACUACACUAUCGUUGGCCAAAGAGGAACUCUCUUCUGGCAUGCCCAUAUUUCGUGGUUAAGAUCGACUGUCUAUGGUCCUUUGAUCAUUCUUCCCAAGCCUAACACCUCCUACCCAUUUGUCAAACCAUACAAGGAAGUUCCCAUCAUCUUCGGUGAGUGGUUCAAUGCAGAUACUGAGGCAAUAAUAAGCCAAGCCCUACAAACUGGUGGUGGUCCAAAUGUCUCUGAGGCAUAUACCCUCAAUGGGCUUCCAGGCCCAUUGUACAAUUGCUCUGCCAAAGAUACAUUCAAGCUGAGAGUUAAGCCAGGGAAGACCUACCUUCUUCGCCUGAUCAACGCGGCACUCAAUGACGAGCUCUUCUUCAGUAUCGCAAACCACACUCUCACUAUCGUCGAAGCCGAUGCCAUUUACGUCAAACCGUUCGAGACCAGCAUCCUCCUCAUCACCCCCGGACAGACCACAAACGUUCUUCUCAAGACCAAACCGUUUUUUCCGAGCGCCACUUUUCUCAUGAUGGCUAGACCGUACGCCACUGGCCAAGGCACGUUUGACAAUUCCACCGUGGCAGGCAUUCUGGAAUACGAAUCGCCCUCUCUCCACUCUCCAAAGCCGAUGAAAAAAUUACCACUCUUCAAACCAGCAUUGCCGGCUCUAAAUGACACUUCCUUCGCCACCAAUUUCACAAACAAACUCAAAAGCUUAGCCAAUGCUCAAUACCCUGCCAAUGUGCCCCAGAAAGUCGAUAAGCGUUUCUUUUUCACAGUAGGCCUUGGAACAAAUCCAUGUGACCAAAACCAAACAUGCCAAGGGCCAAAUGGAACAAAAUUCGCGGCUUCUGUCAACAACAUAUCCUUCAUACAACCAACCAUGGCCCUGCUCCAAUCCCACUUCUUUGGGCGAUCAAACGGCGUUUAUAGCCCGUAUUUUCCAUUCAACCCAACCCAUUGGUUUAACUACACGGGUAACCCGCCAAACAACACUAUGGUGGGAAAUGGAACCGAGGUUUUGGUGCUGAAUUUCAAUACUAGUGUGGAGGUGAUAUUGCAGGACACAAGCAUUCUUGGAGCUGAGAGCCACCCACUUCAUCUCCACGGGUUCAACUUCUUUAUUGUGGGCCAAGGGUUCGGGAACUUCGACCCGAAUAACGACCCGAAAAAAUUCAAUCUUGUUGACCCCAUGGAGAGGAACACAGUGGGUGUGCCCUCUGGUGGUUGGGUUGCUCUCCGAUUUCUAGCUGACAACCCGGGGGUAUGGUUCAUGCACUGCCACCUGGAAGUCCACACCAGCUGGGGAUUGAAAAUGGCUUGGCUUGUUUUAGAUGGAAAGCUUCCGAACCAAAAGCUGCUUCCUCCACCGUCAGAUCUUCCCAAAUGUUGAUGACUUUUUAUUACCCUCCAUUUGCAGUGAUAUCCGACUUGAAAUUAUUAUUUUUUCUUGUUUAAUUGUUUCACCCAUAUUGGGAUUUUCUUUUUUGUUUUCUUGAGAAGUGUUGUUUAAGUUAAAUACGCAAUUGUAUCCCGGGAAAAUUGAAUGAAGAAGAGUGGAUCAACUUAUUUUUUGUACCCUUCAAAA
Molecule: messenger RNA, 2053 nt
Organism: Rhododendron vialii
Lineage: Eukaryota; Viridiplantae; Streptophyta; Magnoliopsida; Ericales; Ericaceae
Product: laccase-17-like
Exons: 6
Coding region: 131-1858 (575 amino acids)
Biological process (GO): lignin catabolic process
Cellular component (GO): apoplast
Molecular function (GO): copper ion binding; hydroquinone:oxygen oxidoreductase activity
Source: RefSeq, a predicted model, not a curated record